Messenger RNA from Myiozetetes cayanensis, 855 nucleotides. RefSeq names its product mitoregulin (gene MTLN). The record is from RefSeq and is a predicted model, not a curated record. The transcript has a single exon. Gene Ontology annotation, biological process: positive regulation of mitochondrial membrane potential. Gene Ontology annotation, cellular component: mitochondrial inner membrane. NCBI's taxonomy places the organism in Eukaryota, Metazoa, Chordata, Aves, Passeriformes, Tyrannidae. Bases 10 to 186 code for a protein of 58 amino acids.
GGGGCCGGGAUGGUGCUGGAGGCGCUGCGGCCGCGGGCCGUGCGCUGGGCGCUGCUCGCCGCCUUCGCGGCCGGCGUGGCCGUGGGCUGGCAGGCGGGACGGCUCCACCGCCGCUUCCUCCGCUGGAGGCAGCGCUACCUCCAGCGCCGCCUCGCCGCUGCCCAGGAAAAGCUGGACGCGGCCUGAGAGCCGGGAACGGGAGCCGGGAUCCCCCCCGGACCCGGCAGCGGCGCCCCGGGGUCCCCGCCGGCGGCCGCCUGGAGAAGGGUGGUGGAAACGGUGUGGGGAAGGAUAACACACGUGGAACUGCAGGGCUGCUGGAAAAGGGCAGGAUCCGUGGAACAGCAGGGCUGUGAAAGGACAGCAUCCAUGGAAUAGCAGGACUGCUGAAAAAGGACAGCAUCCAUGGAAUAGCAGGGCUGCUGGAGAGCGACAGCAUCCAUGGAAUAGCAGGGCUGCUGGAGAGCGACAGCACCCAUGGAAUACCAGGGUUUCCCUUCCAUCCUUCAGAAAGGCACGAUCCCAAACUGUGUCGGACAGACCUAACAAAAUACUGAGGAUACAGCAGCAAUGAUUCCAAACCUGGAAUGGAUUGCCCAGGGAGGUGGUGGAGUCCCCAUCCCUGGAGGUGUCCAAGGAACGACUGGAUGUGGCACUCAGUGCUUCGGGCUGGGUGACAAGGUGGGGAUCGGGCACAGGUUGGACUUGAUGAUCCUGGAGGUCUUUUCCGACCUAAACGAUUGUGUGGUUCUGUGUUUCCUUUAUUCUAAAGGUAGUCUGCACUUGUCCAGCUCUAAGCCUGCUGCUGUGCCCUUGCCAAAAAGCACUGCUGACACAAUAAAGUAGCCAAAAUCA